This is a messenger RNA of Fraxinus pennsylvanica, 1461 nucleotides long. NCBI's taxonomy places the organism in Eukaryota, Viridiplantae, Streptophyta, Magnoliopsida, Lamiales, Oleaceae. The record is from the annotation of a GenBank genome assembly.
AUGGGCAAGAAUGAGAAGGUGGUGAAAUCAGCAAGAGCAGAAGAAGUUUCGUCGUCCGAGGAAGAAGAAGGAAUGGCGAAAACGUUAAUCAAAGAAGUGAACACUGACGAUGAUGAAGAGGCAAAUGAAGACCUCAGUUUGAAAAUCGUUCAAAGAGCCAUGCAACGAGCAUGUAAUGGAGAUCCCCAAAAAGACGGGGUUUCCGAAAUUGUUACGAAUUUAAAGGACGAGAAAAAGAAAAAGGAAAAAACGGAGAAGAAAAAGAAAAAGAAGAGCAAGGAAAUGGUAGCCCCUCCAGAAGAUGCCGAUUCAGGUGAACUAGAUGCUGGUUUCAAAAACUUUUGCGGCGAAUUGUUCCUGGAGGAAAAUGCAAAGGAUGAAGAGAAGUCUGGGACUGAGAAAGCUACUGAGAUUUCUUAUAAAGCAGUUGAAGCGAAUCCUGUUGAGAUGCCAGAUAAUGCUGUCCUGAGGAAGCUUCUUAGGGGGCCUAGGUACUUUGAUCCUCCGGACAGUUGGGGAACAUGCUAUAAUUGUGGUGAAGAGGGUCAUACAACUGUCAACUGUACUUCAGCAAAGCGCAAGAAGCCUUGCUUUGUUUGUGGAAGUUUAGAACAUAAUGCCAAGCAUUGUUCCAAGGGACAAGAUUGCUACAUCUGCAAACAAAAGGGUCAUCGUGCAAAAGAUUGCCCUGAGAAAGGCAGAGUGGAGUCAUGGAGUUCUAAGAUGUGUUUAAAAUGUGGGGAGUCUGGACAUGAUAUGUUUUCAUGCAGGAACGACUAUUCUCCUGAUGACCUCAAGGAAAUGCAGUGUUACAUUUGCCAAAAGAUUGGACAUCUGUGUUGUGUAAACUAUGCUGAUCCCACACCAAGAGAGGUCUCCUGUUAUCGAUGUGGUCUCUUGGGCCAUACUGGUUUGUCUUGUACAGGGUCCCGUAGGGAUACAACUACUGGAUCAGAUAAUUCAUGCUACAGGUGUGGGGAAGUGGGGCAUUUUGCUCGUGAAUGCACCAUCUCAGCAAGAGCUGUCAAGAGAAAUCGGGAAUUAUCAACCCCCAAGCAGAAAUCUUCCAAGAAAAAUAGAGAUCACAAGGAAUUUAAGUCUGCGCCUCAUGAUCUUGGCAAGAGUUAUAAAAGAACCCAAUAUGAAGGGGGAUACGCAUCAGCUUCAAAAGCGAAACACAGAGGUGGUUGGAUCACUGAAGACCCUGGAGACUAUCAUAACAAUAGAUACAAAGACAAUAAUUGGAGAUCUCCUGCAACACCGAGUAGCAAAAGAUCUAAGACAUUUAAUUCAACUGGUGAUAUUGCUUCAAGUUCUCAUUCUUCAAAUAAACCCCGUAAGCUUCAUUUUAGUAAUUCAGCUUCAAAUGGGUCGGCCAAAUUUUAUCAGCAGCAGAGGUUUUCUGGCUCACGUUUUGGCAACAGCAGUUAUGAUGACACGAGAAGAGAUUAUGGUUGGUGA